Molecule: messenger RNA, 709 nt
Organism: Alternaria alternata
Lineage: Eukaryota; Fungi; Ascomycota; Dothideomycetes; Pleosporales; Pleosporaceae
Exons: 3
Coding region: 96-458 (120 amino acids)
Source: RefSeq, a predicted model, not a curated record
UGCACAAAACAGCUAUGCGCACCGUCGCUCGAACCUUCGGCCUUCAGCACCUUGCCAGCAGUCCAGUCCGCUACCCAUCAUAGUCAGUCUCAGACAUGCUACUGACGAGGAGCUCACUCACUUUUGUCACUUUCCCACACCACCACCUGAUCACCAGCCUUGUAUACAUUUCCGUCAGCAGCGCCUGGCUGCCUAGCGCCAGUGGGGGUUGGUGGGCGUUGUGGCAUGAUGCGAACCUUGCAGAAUUGUCUUUUAUGAUCGAUGCUCGCUCUGCCUUGAUGCGACUGCCGUUGAUGUUGAAGUCUUGCUACCUUCCGGUCAACCUUGAUGUAACCAGAGCUCACGUUCUAUUGGAGAGAUAUCCCAACAGGAGGCAGUGGCUGAGCCUUACCGCUGACGUCUCCUCACGUCACAGCUUCAUUCAUCUCAGUCGCACCCAACAAAUACAUGCCUCUUGACGCUUAUCACUGUCGCUGGCCAGUCUUGCAAGGUCAUAUCCGAAUUCGUCCUCGAUAUUCACGAUGCGCCUAAAGAUAUCUAUGCGCAGUCAAUCAAGCUGCAAUCCCUUCAGCAAAGCUUCGAUUACCUCUUGAGCGUAUUCUCAGCCCUGCCACCCGACUUGCAGCUGGACACAGUCUUUCAACAGAAUCUGGUCUCCUUCACGCAAGAAAUCGACGGCUUCACCGCGAAAGUAAAAGAGAUGGGCAUA